Messenger RNA from Nerophis lumbriciformis (worm pipefish), 1299 nucleotides. NCBI's taxonomy places the organism in Eukaryota, Metazoa, Chordata, Actinopteri, Syngnathiformes, Syngnathidae. The record is from RefSeq and is a predicted model, not a curated record.
AUGGCGGCAUCCAUUUCAGGUUAUACUUUUAGUUCUGUGUGUUAUCACAGCGCCAAUAGUAACUCCGAUCACGAGGGCUUCCUAUUAGGAGAAGUAAGACAAGAGGAGACGAUCAGCAUCAGUGAUACGCAGAUAAGCAAUGCUGAGCUCAUCCAGGUCGUAGAAAUCCAUAACCAUGAGCCCUGUGCACGAUUAUUUAGCUUUUAUGACUACGCUGGCAAAGUCAACCAAGAUCAUCUCAACAGUAUUCUAAAAGGCAAGCGAAAACAUGUGAUUGGCUGGUACCGCUUUCGGCGGAACACGCAACAGCAGAUGUCGUUCAGAGAGCAGGUUGUACACAAGCAGCUAACGCAGCUCCUCGGCGUGCCCGACCUCGUCUUCCUCCUGUUCAGCUUCAUCUCCACCGCCAACAGCUCCACACAUGCACUGGAAUAUGUGUUGUUCCGACCCAACCGCAAUAGGUACAACCAGAGGAUCACCCUCACAAUCCCCAAUCUUGGAAACACCAGCCAGCAGGAGUACAAAGUCUCCUCUGUGCCCAACACUUCCCUCAAUUACGCCAAGGUCAUCAAAGAACACGGUGCUGAGUUCUUCGACAAAGACGGUGUGAUGAAAGAUAUCCGAACCAUAUUUCAAGUGUACAGCGCGCUGCAAGAUAAAGUGCAGGCGGUAUGUGCGGAGGUUGAACAAAGUGAACGCGUGAAGGAGAAAAUCCAAGAAGAUGUCAACAAGCUGAAAGAACAAAUCGCUCUCAGGAAACGUAAGACGGCAGAAGAGGAGAGGAGAAUACGUGAAGCCCAGAACCCAGACAACACUCCAGAGAACACGGAACCUUCAGACACAUCCCUCCUAUCUAGGAUAUCUUUCCAAGAGCCUUCUGCGCCUGAGCGGCCUAGCAUCUCCUCUAACCCGCCCUCUUAUGCCGACCUCAUCUCCCAAGGUGACCCUCUGCUCUCAUCCUCUUCCCCUCCCCCCACCAGCGCCGCUCUACUUCCACGCCCACAAGCCGUGGGCUCGCCGGGGCACCCCGCACCAGGCCCGCUGGCCACAGGCGCCACAUCCAAUCCCAUCAGCUCGCCCUACCUCGGUAACGGUGAUGGAUCGAGCUCGGACUCAUUAGACAGGCAAGCCGCCGGGCAGGAGUUUGACGACGAGGACGAAGAUGAGGACAGUAGUGAGUACGAGAACCUGGUGAGCGAAGCCCCUCGCACAUCAAUGACCCCCGCCAGCCUUUUAGCUCGAAGUCGACCGUCCACCCUGGACCCCGACGGAGACGCUCGGGGCUCACAGACCACAUAG